Messenger RNA from Bacillus rossius redtenbacheri, 1474 nucleotides. Its product is annotated as DNA repair protein XRCC3-like. Gene Ontology annotation, molecular function: ATP binding; four-way junction DNA binding; ATP-dependent DNA damage sensor activity. Gene Ontology annotation, biological process: telomere maintenance via recombination; t-circle formation; resolution of mitotic recombination intermediates. Lineage: Eukaryota; Metazoa; Arthropoda; Insecta; Phasmatodea; Bacillidae. Gene Ontology annotation, cellular component: replication fork; Rad51C-XRCC3 complex. The transcript has 5 exons. The record is from RefSeq and is a predicted model, not a curated record. Bases 105 to 1028 code for a protein of 307 amino acids.
UAUUUGCGUUUUUACGCGCGAAAUGUUUUCUUCAAGUUUUCAGUCGAAAAAACGUUUUGAAAAAUUUGAAGUUUGUUUUUGUUAUUUUAGAUAUACUCUUUUCAAUGUCCGGUGUAAAAAAUUUAAAUUUAGCACCUCGAUUAUGUGAAAACCUGGAAGGAGCUGGCUUGGUGUCUGCCCAUUCCUUGGUGGUUUUGUCGGAGCCAGAAUUGCGCAAAGUUGCCAACUUGUCUCAAGAAGAAUGUGAAACUGUGUAUGUUAAAGCAUCGGAAGCAAUUUUGACUCCAGGUUUUAUAACAAGCCUGGACGCGGCGCGAGUGCUGACCGGCAGGUGGCAGCACCUGUCGGUGGGCUGCCCGCGGCUGGACCGGUUCCUGGGGGGCGGGGUGGCGACGCGGGGCGUCACGGAGCUGGCGGGCGAGAGCGGCAGCGGCAAGACCCAGCUGUGCCUGCAGAUGUGCCUCUCCGUGCAGCGUCCCAGAGAGGCGGGCGGCCUCGCGGCAGGCGGGUCUGAAGAAGUGCCUGCUAGUGCAGCUGCCCCAGCUCAUGGCCAGGCACCGAGUGGGGCUGGUCGUCGUCGACUCCAUCGCGGGGGUCUUCCGUGCAGACUUCGACCUGCAGGACGUGGUGAACCGCGCGAGGGAACUGCGAGCGGUGGGCGGGCAGCUGCACCACCUGGCGGAGAGCUCCCACGUGGCGGUGAUGUGCGUGAAUCAGGUGAGCACCGUGGUGAGCUGCAACCAGACGGUGGCCUCUCUGGGCCUGGCGUGGGCGAACAUGGUCACCACCCGGCUGCAGACGUCCCGCACCGGGGCGCACGUCACCCGAGACGGCUGCUCGCUGGCGGUGCGGUCGCUACAGGUGGUCUUCUCCCCCGGCCUGCCGCAGGGCUCGUGCGACUUCGUGGUCACCGCGGCCGGCGUCACAGCUGUGUGACGGGCUCCCUGCCGUGCGAAACAAGACUGCAACCCCGUUGCGAGAUCUCAGGACAUGACGAGUCGAUAAACCACCGGUGUAAAAAACUAUAAAGUUCAGUUUUUGGAAAUGUCUUGAAAGUUGUACAGAUUAAUACACUAGGCACACACACACACACAGCAUACACAGCAGGAAAAAAAUUUGAAUUAGUAUCUUUUAUGGCCUUACACAAAUGUUGUUUCUGUAACUCUUUUUUUUUUUUUUUUUUUUUUUUUUUUUUUUUUUUUUUUUUUUUUUUUUAUAAAAAGAAUGAUAUUGUGAUUUUUAACUUGAUUGGGCUGAACAGAACUUAGCACUGUUUUGAAGUGUUUCCGUAAAGUAUUUUUUAUUAUUUUUGUACUGUAAUAAACUGUUAAUAGUGAGAUUGUGUUUUUAUUUCACUACUAAUUUGUUGACUGGAUAAUACCAUCGUGCAACUUAAGUAAUAUCAAAAGUUAAGACGAUCUAAGUUGUUUGUAGUUGUGAGGGUAGUAUUGGAUUUUGGGUUGAAUCCAUGUCA